GCGAUUCCAGCCUUUUGAGUUGCAACCAUGAAGGCUAGUUGGGGGUUCCCAACGAAUGAAAUACAAGGGUAUAACUUGUAAUUUCAGCAAAGAACCCCUUGGAUUCUGUAAACUGGACGUGGCACAGAAUUAAUAUUUUGGUUGCAGCCCAACAGAAUGUCCAAGAUCAGGCGGAAGGUAACAGUGGAGAAUUCUAAGACCAUAUCUGACAGCAGCAGCACCACCAUCCCCUCUCGCCGGCCCAGCGUGUUUGAGAGACUAGGACCUAGUACUGGAAGUAAUGCGGCCGAGACACACUGUAGAAAUUGGCUAAAGACUGGAAACUGCAGUUACGGCAACACUUGUCGCUACACACAUGGAACUCAGCCACGAGGCAAAGGAUUCAGCGGAACUUACAGAAGGUCAUCAGAACGACCCACAGGUGAUCUCAGAGAGAGGAUGAAGAACAAGAGACAGGAUGUUGAAUCUGAUGCCCAACAGAGAGACCUAGAAGAGCCCACAUCCCCUACAAGACAGAGAGACUCCUCUCGAGGCCGUCACCGGGAGAAAGAGGAUAUAAAGAUCACAAAAGAACGAACUCCUGCUAGCGAGGAAGAGCAGGCUGAGUGGGACGCCAAUCGUGAAGACUCGGAUAACGGUGACUACGACUACGAGUUGUCUCUGGAAAUGAAGAGACAGAAGAUUCAGCGCGAGCUAAUGAAGCUAGAGCAAGAGAACAUGGAGAAACGGGAGGAGAUUGUCAUCAAGAAGGAGGAACAACCCAAUAAGAACAGGACUAGUAGCCUAGCAAAGAUAUCUCCUGAGCCUGCAAGUUCAAAAGGGUCCCCUUCAUCUAGGAAGUCCAGUGGAUCUCCCAAAAACAAAACUGGUACCAAAUCUUCAGGUUCAGGCAAGAAGGAGAAGAAGGCCUCUGUCAUUUCCUCUCCAGUGUCAGACCAGGCCAGACCCUCCAAGACGGCUCACAGCAAGAAGAAAGGCCCUCGCACUCCCAGCCCCCCUCCGCCCGCCCCUGCCGAAAACCCAGUCGUGGGGAAGAAGCACAAAGGCAAGCACAAGAAUAAGGACAAAUCGGAGGAGAAGCCCAAAGAGGGCAAGGAGAGGGGGAGGGACACAGAGAAGCACAAAGAGAAGAAGGAGAAACGCAGGGACCGCUCAGAGAGCUCUCACAAGCCCAAGAGGUCUGUGACCCCAGAGGAGCGUUCAGGCAGUGCAUCCUCCCCUUCCAGAGAGGUUUCCCCCUCCCCCAGACUGGCCUCCCAAAAACCCUCCUCUCUCACCUCUCCACCGCCAAGGUCCCCGACGCCGCCUCGGCACCACCGCACUCCCACGCCCCCCCGCCACCACUCCCCCUCCUCUCACUCUGGGUCCUCCACCCUGAGGCACUCGGCCUCCCCGCGCCACCGCCACUCCGCCUCCCCGGCGUACCUGCGGGAGCCGGCCUCCUCCCCCACCCAGAGGCCUUCCCGCUCCCCCGCGGCGCCCCGCCCAUCCUCCCCGCCCCACCGCCGGCCCAGCCCGAGCCGGCACCACUCCCAGGGGCGGGAGAGAGGAGGGGCUGAGAGAGAGAGGACUCCGCCCCUGCACGAGCGCCGGCUGGAGCGUAGAGAUGAGAGCCGUGGGAAGCGGGAGAAGGACAGCAGGGACGAGCGGGACUACGAGGCCGAGCAGGGCUCCUCCCGCCAGUCCCGCGAGGACAGGGACGCGAGGGAGGGCCGCGAGCGGAGGGAGGCGCGAGAGCGGCGGGACGGCAGGGACUCCCGCGAGCGGCGGGCGGAGACGCGCUCCGGCCGGGACUCCCUGGAGUACAGGGACAGGGACCGCGACAGAGACCGCGACCGGGACAGGGACAGGGCGGACACCCACAGGAAGGAGGAGCCCCCCCAGGAGGAGCGGAGCUACGGCAGAGGCCACGCCCGGGAAGAGAGCGGGCGGGCGGAAGGGAGGGGCGAGCUGCGGGCGGAGUCCAGGACCGAGCCCCGUGCAGACAGACCGGGCAGAGGGAGGGAUCGGGGCACCGAGGUGGCUGACAAAGGGGCUCGGGGAUCCAGAGGCUCUCAGCUGGAUAGCGGCAGCGGCAGCAGCAGCGGCAACUUGCACGACAACUGGGAGUCCCGCGGGAACUACGCCGAGAGGAGCUCGGAGAGAGGGGCCGACCGCGAGCGCUACGACGGAGACCGGCGGGGGGAGCAGGGCAGGGACUCGUCGUACGACCGGCGAGGGGGGCACGCGGAGCGCGACCGCAGAGAGAACAGAGACAGAGACCAGAGGGCGUCCUCUCCAGCCAGGCACCAGGGGCGAGGGGACGACCCCGACCGAGAGGAGAGGAGGGAGGAGCGCAGAGAGGACCGCAGGGCAGACCGAGGGGAAGACCGGCGAGAGGACCGGGCCCGGGAGCGGGAGAGAGAGAGGGAGCGGGAGAGGGAGCGGGAGAGAGAGAAGGACAAGGAGCGAGAGCGGGAGAAAGAGAGGGAGGCGGAGCGGGAGCGCGUCAGAGAGAGGGACCGGGAGCGCGAGAGGGAGAGAGACAGGGAGCGGGAGAGAGAGCGGGAGAGGGAGGAGAGGGAGAGGGAGCGCGAGGAGAGAGAGAGGGAGCGGGAGGAGAGGGAGAGAGAGCGGGAACGGGAGAGGAAGGAGCGCGAGCGAGAGAGGGAGCAGAGAGAGAGGGAGAGGCAGAGAGACUGGGAGGAACGAGAGAAAGGGAGGGAGGAGAGACGGGACCGCAGGGACGACCCCAGAGACGAGCGCUCUGUCCGAGACUCCCAUGAAGACAGGAAGAGCAGUCGGAAGAGACACCGCGUGGACAGCAGUCCGAGCCCGCGGCCGUCCCCCAAGAGAGCCCGGGAUGCCAGCCCGCCCGACAGCGACGGCUACAACAGCACAGAGGAGAAAAGAAGUGAGAAACACAGGCUCCUGAGUCAGGUGGUGCGCCCUCAGGAGUCUCUGCGGUCUCCGCCCCGCCCUGCCGCAGAGGACAAAUCGGCCCGAUGGAAGGAUGAGGAGCGCAGGGUGGAGAAGAAGGACGGGGGCGGGGGCAGGAGUCGGCACGAGGAAGCCGAAACUCGAGGGGGCAGGGGCGGGGAACGGAGAGGCGGAGAGCAUAUUUCGGACAGCUCCGCCGUGGCUGGGGGGUCGGACUCCCGGAGGGGCAAAGAGAGACAGGACACAACCCCUCCCGCCGCAGCCCCCGUGGUAGAGGAGAAGGUCACGGCAGCGGUGGUGGUGGGGGUCCACGAGGAGGGCAAGAAGAAGACCAAGUCCCAGAAGAAGGGCCUGAAGAAGAACCGCAGGGAGGAGGACAGCGCCGGCGCCGGCCCCGGCCCCGGCCCCGAAAGGGUUAACCCCGAGCCGCCCAGCGCGGCCGCCCCCGACCCCCCGCCGCUGCUUUCGCCCCGCAAGACCACCAAGAAGAAGGCGCUGGAGAAGAAACGCAAGCGCUCCCGGGGGGGCGAGUCGGACAUCUCCGAGGAGGAGGCGCACCACCACCAGCCCAGCAAGAGGAAGCGUGGCCCCAGGACCCCCCCCACCCUGCUGUCCCACUCCCCCACCCAGAAGCCCCCGGUGGCGGAGCCGUCCGCCCAGCAGCAGCCAGCCAAAGCCGACGCCGCCUUCAGCGACUGGUCCGAUGAGGAGGUCCCCGAGCGCGGGGAGACCGCCCCCCCGGCCCCCGUGGAGAAGGCCCGGGCCGAGGGGGCGAGGAGGGGGCUGAAAGGGGGCAAGGACAGGCCGGAGUCCGGCAUCGCGCCGCUGCUGUCCCAGGAGCCGCCCAUGCUGAUGCUGCAGCAGCAGCAGCAGCUCCCCCUGCAGCCGCUCAUGCCGCAGCACCUCCUGCGCAAGGCGCCGUCCGAGCAGAAGCGCAGCAGCAGCCUGGGCAGCAACCAGAGCCGCGCCUCGUCCCGCCGCCUGCGCUCGCCCUCCAGCGAGUCCACGCACCGCGCCGGCGGGGCCGACGACCAGCAGGGGGCGCACUCCCGCAGGGGCCGGCCUCAGGGCGCGAGCUCCCGCGACAGGGGGCGGGACCGGGAGCGGGACAGGGAGAGGGAGCGCGACAGAGCGCCGGUGGUGGAGCCCACAGAGAGGAGGUCCCGCAUCGACCAGCUGAAGAGAGGGGAGCCCAGCCGUAGCACCUCCUCCGACCGGCAGGACUCGCGCAGCCACAGCUCGCGCCGCAGCUCGCCGGAGUCCGAGCGGCAGGCCCGGUCCCGCGCCGGCUCCUACGACAGCCGCGAGAGGGAGCGGGACCGCGAGAGGGAGCGCGAGAGGGAGCGCAAGGAGCUGCGGCAGCCGCGCGACUGGGAGCGCGGCGAGCCCGACGCCCGCGACUGGGCCGGCCGCGCCCGGGACCCGCCGCCGCCGCUGCUGCGGGCCGGCAGGGACGCCCUGCGCGAGCGGGAGCUGAGGGAGCUGCGCAAGCGGGAGGCCGAGCUGGAGAGGGACAACCGGCACCUGGCCGAGAGCCUGCUGCACGAGCGCGACAGGGAGCGCGAGCGCGACAGGCUGCUGCUGCUGCCGCUCGACCUGCCGCCGCACGCCGACGCCAAGGCCCGCGGCGAGCUCAAGCCCGACCGGGGCGAGCUGGAGCCCCUGCUGCUGCCCCGCGAGCCCGUCUCCGUGGAGACGGACAGGGCCGCGGACAGCCUGCACUCUCUGGAGGAGGCGUGCGAGGCGGAGAGGCAGGACAGCGUGGACGAGGAGGAUGAUGGGAAGGUGGAGGAUGCGCAGUCCGCCGUGUCGGGAGGCGAGGAGUAUGAGCCCAUCAGCGAUGAUGAGCUGGACGAGAUCCUGGCUGACAGCGCACAGAAGAGGGAGGACCAGCAGGAGGAGGAGAAGAUCCCAGGGCCGUUGGAUGUGAUAGACGUGGACUGGUCCAGCCUCAUGCCCAAGCAGAAGACUGAGCCGCGGGAGGCAGGGGCGGCUCUGCUGAAGUUCACCCCAGGGGCCGUCCUGCUGAGGACGGGCGUGUCCCGCCGCCUGGCGGGCCCCCAGCUCCUCGCCAGGGUGAAGGAUACCUGCCAGCGUGAGCUGCAGGAUCCCAAAGAUGCUGACAAGCUGUUUGAGCACGACCUGGGGGCUCUGAACAUGGCUGCCCUGAAGAGGAGGGAGGAGAGGGCAGGGCUGCUGCGAAACCUAGGCCCCUGCUGCAAGGCCCUGUGCGCCCGCAGAGACAUCGCCAUCCGCAGACAGCUGCUCAGGAACGACAAGGGCACCACCAAGCAUAUGUACACGGGCGCCCCGGUGGUAGACACAGAACUGCUGCAGCUGAGCGUGCGCCUGCUGAAGAAGAAGAUGACGCCGUGCCAGCCCCAGAGCCAGGAGAAGGCCGAGGCGGGCGUCCCCCUGUCCGAGCCCGUCGUGCAGCCCGAAGUGUGCGUCCCCUGAGAGUACUGUUCGGUGUGCGCACGCUCGCACGUAACGCAAUGCUCUGAUCCAGGAUCACGUAACCCUGUCCCUCAUCCAAACUCCAGUCAUGUUGUUCAAAACCUGAGACUGAUUCAGGGUCUUUGUUUGGAGGGUGUAUUCCAUAUACAAGCAUGACAUGUACCAUAGAGACUGCUGGAUGUGCUAGCCUAUGGCAAAAAAAAAAAGGUCCUGUCAAUUGAACUUGAUGAGAAAAUUGACACAGAGCAAUGAGAUACUGUAUUAAUGACUCUCGUUUUUUAUUAGAGCAGCAUGUUUUGUUUUUUAAUGUUCAAAUUCUCUUUAUAACGUGUUGUACCCGAAUUCAGUUUUGUUGUGCACCAGUUAGUAAAACUAAGCCUUACAAUUGGUCACUCUUCAUUUUGGGUGAGAUUUAUUCCUGCUUUGAAUUAAUUUUAACUUGUAGCUGUAUCAAAGUUGUGGAAGUACAAGAAAUGGAAGAAAUAUACUGUCUCCUAUUUCUCUUUGCAGAUGAGCAUUUUGCUGGGUAUGAAAUUUUAAUCAGUGACCACAGAUUUUUUUUUUUUUUUUUUUAGCACCUUAGGAUUUCUUACUCGAAUGAUAAAUUAUGUUUCCUUUUAAAGGAACAGUCACCCUCUCUACAUGUAGAGCAGCUGUGUGUGAAAGCUUUGGUCUCAUGGUUUUAUUUGUCCCAACAUGCUUCUUGAGCAGAUUUUAAUCUAAAGCAAUGAGUUAGUUCUGCAAAAAAAGAAGCUUUGCCAAAUGAAUGUGUGCUUCCCCUAUUCAUUCUGAACUGAAUUCAUUCUC
This is a messenger RNA of Megalops cyprinoides (Indo-Pacific tarpon), 6183 nucleotides long. RefSeq names its product zinc finger CCCH-type containing 13 (gene zc3h13). The transcript is spliced from 21 exons. Bases 157 to 5376 code for a protein of 1739 amino acids. Gene Ontology annotation, molecular function: metal ion binding. The record is from RefSeq and is a predicted model, not a curated record. Lineage: Eukaryota; Metazoa; Chordata; Actinopteri; Elopiformes; Megalopidae.